CGCACGCCCCGCCUCUGUCGUCGCGAGAAGGAGUCGCUAGGGGCGUCUGCGCGGAGAAACGGAAGUGUCGGUGACGGUCUGAGACUUCACCGCCAAGCUGGGAACCGGGGAGAUGGCCGAGACUGACCCCAAGACCGUGCAGGAUCUCACCUCGGUGGUGCAGACACUCCUGCAACAGAUGCAAGAUAAAUUUCAGACCAUGUCCGACCAGAUCAUUGGAAGAAUUGAUGAUAUGAGUAGUCGCAUUGAUGACCUGGAAAAAAACAUUGCAGACCUCAUGACACAGGCUGGGGUGGAAGAACUGGAAGGUGAAAACAAGAUACCUGCUACACAAAAGAGUUGAAGGUUGCUAAUUUACACUGAAAUCUGGAACAUUGUUUUUACAAGCCAAGAGAAGACCGAAUGGCUUUUUGCAACUAACUACUAUGUGUAGACAGGUUUUAUAUUAUAAAGUUUGCAUUCUUCUUAUCACAUAUUAUAUAGUUAGUUUAUAGAGUGACUACCCCCAGUUUCUUGAACGUGAUAACUUCUCUUGGACCUUGGUCAGUUGUGCUAUUAAAUAUCAAACACUAUAACUUUGGUGGUUCCUGCAUAAAAUUGUCAAAAUUUUUAGUGUAUUUUUGUGAAAUCAUUUUUUUCCUAUCAUUCCUUUUGUAGUGAUGGAUGUUUGAUAAAAGUUGCUGUGUAAUUUGUUUCUAUUAGACAUGUAGUAGAUCCUUCUGUUACAAUUAGACUUUGUGAAGUAAGACAUUUACAGAGUUUAAGGUUCUUUAAUUCUCAACACAGAGUGACUGUUGAGCUAACAACACCAAUAGUGUGUUGGUGGUACUUUUCAAAUGGUUAAAAACAUUUACAAAUUGUUUAUUUAGAAAUGCCUGGUACUACUAUGUUGCCAGAACUCAGACAUGAGUCAUAAUUUUAUGUCUAAAUCCCUGAAGUCAGAUGCUAAAGUAGUGAAGAGUAACCACUGCCACUUUAGUGUGAGAAUUUUUAAAUUCGGAAAAUUACAGAAUUGCCUAACGUAAUGAGGCAUUCAUUAGUUAGAGUUUUGCAUGAGAUUUGAAUACUUCCGUAGAACCUGACGUUGUUCAUCUGCAAUAGUUACCAUAGAAAAUCUGGCAGGAUUUUAAAACUCAAUUGUUCCAUCUUUUCUUUGAGCUACUGAAUGGGAAAAUAAACAGAAAAGGGAAAAAAGGCCAUAUUAAGACUGUGCCAGUUGCUUUGUUAAAACAUAAUAAAUGACCCGUAGUAGGCUCAAUUUUAAGAAAUGCAGUUUCUUUAAACUAUUUCUUCCCUGAAAUCUUGCAGAGUAAUUAUUGAUUAUAGAAGACAGGGAUAAUAACUCUUGCCACUCAAGAAUGUAAUGUCAGGAGUGCUAAGCCUAGAGUCCAGUAUUGACUGUGAAGGAGAUCCAUGCGACUGUCACCACAAAGUGAUUUUGUACAGAAAAAAAUAGAAAAGUUGAGGAACGGCAUUGCGCUUCAGAGAGGAAAACCCUUAACACGGAGUGGUUGGUUGGUUUGCUAUAUCACCAGUCUUGAUUGUAUUGCAAAUAUAUAAUGAUAUUAAGAAAUUAUUUGUCCUAUUUAUAAAUUAUAUGGGGAUCACAAAGGAGAAAAUUUAUUCUGUGAUAAAGUGAUUUAACCAUUAUUAUUACCCAGCUGCGGAACUCCUUUGAUGAGCAGGUCGUUCUGCAAGGUUUCGCCCUGAAAGCCCGAGGCCUGCUGGACUCUAACGAACCAGCUGAGACCUGUGAGCAGGAAGUUUUCAAGCCUAGUAUAUGGCAACUGGAACUGAUACGGCCAGUUGCUGUUGGAAGGUUAGUCGGAGUCUUAGGAGUUGGCUUCCUUGAGUGCUGGAAAGAUUCCCGAGGCAGGCUUCCCUGGCCAAAACUAUCUGCCAUGAAUAAAGGUGCCUGAAAUCCUGCUA
This is a messenger RNA of Pteropus alecto (black flying fox), 1929 nucleotides long. RefSeq names its product heat shock factor binding protein 1 (gene HSBP1). Bases 113 to 343 code for a protein of 76 amino acids. The record is from RefSeq and is a predicted model, not a curated record. NCBI's taxonomy places the organism in Eukaryota, Metazoa, Chordata, Mammalia, Chiroptera, Pteropodidae. The transcript has 4 exons. Gene Ontology annotation, biological process: cellular heat acclimation. Gene Ontology annotation, cellular component: cytosol; nucleus. Gene Ontology annotation, molecular function: transcription corepressor activity.